Molecule: messenger RNA, 1945 nt
Organism: Closterium sp. NIES-65
Lineage: Eukaryota; Viridiplantae; Streptophyta; Zygnematophyceae; Desmidiales; Closteriaceae
Source: the annotation of a GenBank genome assembly
AUGCGGCGAAUUCCGGUUCUUGGAGUAUUUGCUGGGCUGUUGCUUGUAGCUGUGGCCUUCGAGUCGGCUCCGGCGUUGGUAUAUGGAGCGAGUUCCAAGCUACAUUCAUCGCAAGUCCUGGUGCUAGCUGCUCUGGGCAAGGCGUGGCGUCGCACUUUCCCCAACUGCUCGCCAGGCACCGGAUUGACGUGUGAUGGCAAGGGCAUGGUCAUUGAGAUGUCGCUCAACAACACUCAGCUAGCGGGGUCCAUUCCAUCUGUAAUCGGCAAUCUCUCACUCCUGGCUCACCUCAACCUAGGAGCCAAUCAGCUAACAGGAGUCAUUCCAGAGUCUAUCGGAAAUCUCACCAACCUCUCCUACCUAGGGCUCUAUAACAACCAGCUAACCGGUUCGAUUCCGCGAUCCCUUGCGGCUCUCGCCAAGCUGCAAACGCUAACUCUCUCCGACAACCGUCUCAACGGCACCCUUCCUAAUGCCCUCGGCAAGCUCACUGCACUCCUCAGACUCAAUCUGGACAACAACUUGUUGGCAGGCUCCCUCCCAUCAACACUCUCUGCCCUCUCCUCCGCCACUUACCUGAGCAUCUCUGAAAACCUCAUCAACGGCACUCUCCCUGAUGGCAUAGGCGCCCUCUCUGCUCUCCAAAGCCUCGGUUUGGCCAACAACUCUCUCUCUGGGUCGCUCCCUGUGUCGCUCAACAACCUCACCAACCUCGUCACCUUGGGUUUGACGAACAACAGCUUCUCUGGUCCCCUUCCCUCCUCCAUAUCGUCCCUUGGGAAGCUUGAAAAGCUCAAUUUGGGCUUUAAUCUCUUCACAGGCACCCUACCCAUUAGCAUCAGGCGCAUGACUGCGCUAACCAGAAUCCGCCUGCACAACACAUCUCUCUCUGGCCCCCUCCCACCGCGCAUAGGGGAGCUCAGGAGACUCAAACAAGUGGACCUGAGCAACACGGGCAUCAGCGGUGUUCUUCCUGAAUCCAUGGGCCACCUGGACAAGCUCACAGAGCUCCACAUGCACGGGUGUCAGCUCAAUGGAUCUCUGCCCGUGCUUCUAGGGAACCUUACAGCUCUGCAAACACUCGAUCUAGGGAGCAAUCAUUUCUCAGGGGAAAUUCCCCUAUUUAUCAGCAGCCUCACACGCAUAGAGACUCUGGACCUCUCCGCCAAUCAGCUCACAGGAGUGAUCCCGGAUACUGUCAGCAGCAUGCAGCGACUGCAACAGCUUGAUCUCUCUUUCAACAGCCUCACAGGCUCUGUCCCUUCCACCACUACCUUGCUCACCAACCUCACCUCGCUUCAUCUAUCACACAACAACCUCUCAGGGACGAUACCGCCUUCCUUCUCCACCCUCACCGGUCUGCAGGCGCUGGAUUUGAGCUACAAUCCUCAGCUUAGCGGGUCCAUUCCUGCUUCCCUGGGACAGCUCAGCAACCUCACUUUGCUUGCAACCAACGCCACCAGCACCACCUGUCCCCUCCCAUCAACACCAUGCGAGGUGCCCCAAUCACCGACCUCGGCCUUCUGCCAGGCCUGCCCGGACUUCUGCUCCUCCUGCUGCUCCUCCUGCACUGACCCCUGCACCAGCUACCCGUCCAAUCCAUGCGGCCCAGGCGACUGCAUCCCCGCCUCCUCUCCUCCCACUCCCGCGUCUGCUUCCACCAACAAGGCCCCUCGACCAGCCUCCACCACAGCUCCUAACAGCUCCUACACCUGCCGCUGCUCUGCGGGUGCUGCUGCUGCGGUGGGAGCCAAUGGGCUGCCGACAUGUGUGACUUCCCCCCCACCACCACCUCAGGAGCCAUCCAGUGCAGUUGCCAUGCCAACAGGAGCAAUCAUCGGCAUCGCAGUCGCAUCCUUCGCUGUGAUUGUGUGCUGCUUCACGCUCAUCUUCCUCUGCUGGCGAUGGCGCCACACCAGCCAGAGCCGAGAGCUGGUCAACCAAG